This is a messenger RNA of Purpureocillium lilacinum, 402 nucleotides long. The record is from RefSeq and is a predicted model, not a curated record. NCBI's taxonomy places the organism in Eukaryota, Fungi, Ascomycota, Sordariomycetes, Hypocreales, Ophiocordycipitaceae.
AUGUCAGAGCUUGGAGGCGACGAAUGGCUGCCGCCUGCUACUGGUUGCAUCUCCCAUCACUGCGGCCGGCCUGGAGAUGGAUCUGCAGCAGCACGAGAUGCAUGCAAUUCGGGAGCCCGACCGCAACGCUGGAAGCUCUCCAAGCCGGCAUCGGGUUACACGAGCGUGGAGGCUCUUGGACAUUCCAGAGACAGCAAGCCGACGACAUUGAUGCGAAGCACGUCCACCUUGUCCCUUGGCGCCAACGCGCACAAUGCCGGCUCUGAGACGAGACAACCUGGAAGGCUGGAGUCGCCAUCACCUGGGGUGGCGUGUUGUUCUAGUACACCAGCUGUACGUCCGUACCUACGGGGCGAUGAAGGCGGCCCAGGGCAAGACAUGGCACCGUGGUGGCCCUGGUAA